Gaeumannomyces tritici R3-111a-1 is the source of this 522-nucleotide messenger RNA. RefSeq lists its product as hypothetical. The transcript has a single exon. Lineage: Eukaryota; Fungi; Ascomycota; Sordariomycetes; Magnaporthales; Magnaporthaceae. The record is from RefSeq and is a predicted model, not a curated record. The coding region runs from base 1 to 522 and encodes 173 amino acids.
AUGACAGCUCACCAGCGGGUCGUCACGACGACCAACUCCCUCCUCGCCUGUGCCGUGCAAGUCCACCUCUACGAGGUGCUUUGCAGCAAGCUCCAGUACUUCGAUGGGCUGGUGUACGGCAUCAUGGGAUCCUUCAGGGUCCUCAACAUGGACAGCCUGACGGACCGCAUGACGCGCGCCACCAACCGGUGCGUCAACAACAUGUGCAGCGGGGACCCCCGCCUGCAUCUCGAGGGCGGCGGCGGCGCCCAGCCCACCCUCAGUCCACUGGACCCGAGCAGCAGAGAGCUCCCCCACAUGGUAACCGCCGACGUGGCCGAGGUCGUGGUCCGGCACUAUACCGGUGCCAUCAUGGACGUGAUCGGAAACGACUGGCGGGUCGCGAACCCCGAGUCGGUGACCGCGGACGUCGUCGACGUGCUGCGCGACGCGUUCCUCGCCAACGCGCACCCGAGGUACAGCGACAUGCUGACGGAGCUGGAGAGGAUCUGUUCCGUGACGGUCCGGUUGGAAUUCUGCUGA